AAAUCCUGAAAAUCCCUUACUGUUUAGCUGGUCGGUUUGGUGUCCCGCUGUGGCACAAAGCGAAGCUUCUGCUGUGCCUCAAAUGAAUUUGACAGCCGUGGAUGUGGUAGCCAACACCAAGUGCCAGUCAACCUCGGUUGAGCGCGCGCCAUGGUUAAGAUUUGAAGUGGAUUAUAUCGUUUUGAGUAAACCUAUUGUAUUUAUUUGGAACAAGAAAACAUCUAUCCGACUGAAAUGUGUUCUCAGUUGACUACUUUCAGAGCCAAGUGAGCAACUCAAAAACUACGUGUCUAUCACUGACACUGGAGAGAAGAGGAAUGCGUGGUUUAACAUGGAUAUCGGGCAAAGGAUAAGCAUCGUUAAAAAUUGCAAGAAUUAUAGACAGUCUGUCUUCUGUAAACAGGCGCUGUAACAUGGAAAUAUGGCCGUGUGGGAACCCUAACCUUAUAAAGGCCAGAAAAGGUGCCGGAAAGGACAAAGCCAGGAUUCUGCACACCUGUGGUUGGAUGUGAGCCUAUAUUAACCUGAGACAGUUAAAAUGGAGUUGCUAUGGAAACUGAUGAUGCUGCUAUCAUUUGCGGAGUUCCUUGCAGGAAACAACGUCCUGCUGAGGCCUGUGUUCACCAAACAACCAGGCAGUGUGGUGUUUCCCGUCCACCCCACUGAGACCAUCAGAGAGGUGGUGUUCAGCUGUGAGGCCCAGGGACAUCCACCUCCCUUCUACAGGUGGAAGCUGAAUGACUCCUUCAUUGUACCUAGAUCAGGGUCACGCUAUGCCCUCACUGGGGGCAACCUACGCAUCAGCCAUCUGAACAAAGAGGAGGAUGUCGGGAUCUACCAGUGUCUGGCAACCAACUCUUUCGGCACCAUCGUCAGCAGAGAAGCUAGUCUACAUAUAGCUUACUUGGAGAAUUUCAAGACACAGAGUCGAAGUCCAGUGAGGGUUCGUGAGGGCCAAGGAGUGGUCCUACUCUGUGGCCCACCACCCCACUCUGGAGAGCUCACCUUCACCUGGAUCUUUAAUGAGUACCCAUCAUUUGUGAUGCAAGACACUCGUCGCUUUGUAUCUCAAAAGACGGGUAACCUGUACAUUGCCAUGGUGGAGCCAUCAGACGUGGGCAAUUACACCUGUGUGGUGACCAACACAGUCACCAAAAGUAGCAUUCAAGGCCCCCCCACCCCUUUAGUGCUACGUGUUGAUGGUGUAAUGGGUGAAUAUGAGCCAAAGAUUGAAAUCCAGCUUCCCGACGUCAUACCUGUGGCCAAGAGUUCCACUGUCAAACUGGAGUGUUUUGCACUGGGAAACCCAGUUCCAACCAUUAGCUGGAGAAGAGUGGAUGGGGUAGCAGUUGGACGAAAGGUGGACGUGAACAAGGCCAGCGGAGUGCUCGAGAUCCCCUACUUCCAGCAGGAAGAUGCAGGCCUGUACGAAUGUGUUGCUGAAAACUCCAAAGGGAGGAACUCGGUUAAAGGAAAGCUCUCUUUCUAUGCUCCCCCCCACCUGAUCGAGGAGCCUCGGGAUGCUCAGAAGCCAAUCGAUGACACCCUGGUGUGGGAGUGCAAGGCUAGUGCCAAGCCGAAGUCCUCUUACCGAUGGCUGAAAAACGGCGAGCCUCUGGACACAAUGGAGAUGGAAAACCGGGUGUCUCUUUUUCAGGACAGAGUGCAAGUGAACAACGGAGUCCUGACCAUCAGCAGCUUGAAGCUGGCCGACAUUGGGAUGUACCAGUGUGUUGCAGAGAAUAAACAUGGUCGGGUCUUCACCAACACUGAACUCCGAGUUAUAGCUGUAGCCCCAGAUUUCUCCCAGAACAUGCUGAAGCCUCAGACCCUGGCCAGGCAGGGGGGUGAUGUGCUGAUUGAGUGCAGGCCUAAGAUGUCUCCACAUGGGAUGAUCUCCUGGAGGAAGGGGAAAGAAGCACUCCGAGAGAGCCACAGAGUCUCAGUGUUGGACAAUGGAAGUCUUCGAAUAGCAAACGUUACCAAAAUGGAUGUCGGCCUCUACACCUGCGUGGCAAGGAACCAGUUUGGAGUGGCAAGCAGUGCUGGGAGUCUUUUGGUUAAAGAGACCACCAUUAUCACCAGCCCAGCUGGGCAUUUGGACGUGACAGUGGGCGAGAGCAUCGUCCUCCCCUGCCAAGUCUCCCAUGACCCCACGCUCGAUUUGAAAUUCACCUGGUUCUUCAACGAACAGCUCAUCCACUUUGGAAACCAUGGGGGCUACUUUGAGAAAGUUGGCGGACGCUCAGCAGGUGACAUCAUGAUCCGUAACAUUCAGCUGAGGCAUGCUGGGAAGUAUACCUGUGCUGUCCAGACCAAGGUGGACAGUGUUUCCAUCGCCACCGAUGUGGUAGUUAGAGGUGCUCCAGGUCCACCUGUGGAAUUCCAGGUGACAGAGAUGACAGACAGCACAGCGUCUCUCUCCUGGGGACCGGGUCCUGACAACCACAGCCCAGUCUUCACCCACAACAUCCAGGCCCGCACAACUUUUUCACUGGGCUGGCAGGGAGUCAUCACAGUUCCUGAACUUCUUGGGGGCAAACAGCUGACAGCCACUGUCAUUGACCUCAGUCCGUGGGUGGAGUAUGAGUUCAGAGUGCUGGCAACCAACGCCAUCGGAACAGGAGAGCCCAGCAAACCUUCCAAAAAAUCCCGGACCAAAGACAUGCCUCCCAAGAUAACGCCAUCCAGAGUGAACGGAGGUGGUGGUGGUCGCUCGGAGCUUGUCAUCACUUGGGAGCCUGUCCCUGAAGAGCUACAGAGUGGCCCAGGAUUUGGCUAUGUGGUAGCUUUCCGACCUCAGGGGGCUCAAGGCUGGAUGCAGGCAGCAGUCACCUCCCCCGACGCCUCCAGAUACAUCUUCAAGAACGAGAGCAUCGCUCCCUUCUCUCCGUUUCAUGUGAAAGUGGGCGUGUACAAUAACAAAGGGGAGGGCCCCUUUGGGCCGGUGGCCACCAUCUACUCUGCAGAGGAAGAGCCCAGCAGAGCCCCGGGUAGGGUGCGGGCCAGGAGUGUGUCGGCAUCGGAGGUAGAGGCCACCUGGAAGGCCCUGCCCUGGAGCAACAAUAGGAGACGCAUCCUGGGCUACGAGCUGAGGUACUGGGGGGAGCGGGAGAGACAGGAGACAGCCAGUGUGAUCAGGACCACGGGUAACCGGACGUCUGUGGUGAUCAGAGGCCUGGAGGGCAGCAGAACCUACUUUAUCUCCCUCCGAGCGUACAACAGUGCUGGGGUGGGCCCUCACUGUGCCACAGUCAAUGUCACCACCAAGAAACCCCCCCCAAGCCAGGCACCGGUGAAGAUCAUAUGGAACACCUCAAACUCGAAGGUCAUCCUCAAAUGGGAUCAUGUUAGAGCUCUGGAGAACGAGUCCGAGGUCACUGGUUACAAAGUGAUGUACACACAGGACAGACACAGUCGUCCCAACGUGGUCGAAACCAACACCACGUCUCUGGAGCUGGCGCUACCGGUCAACGAGGACUAUGUCAUCCAGAUCAAACCCUUCAGCGAGGGAGGAGAGGGGAGUAGCAGCAGACAAAUCACUAUUCCCAGGAUAGCAGGUUCAAUGGCCAUUGGUGCAGCCCCGGAGUUAUCAGCGGUAUCCAUGGUCAAUAUGCUUGCACUCUAUUUCACAGCCAGGACGUUCCUAUGACAAACAGCUCCUGGACCACACUGCUUUCCAUGAGGACACUGGACAAAGAGGCCAUGUAUCUUCUUCCUCUAACAGAUACCCCCUUUGUUGACAAUAUAUUUCCCUCAAGCCUUUCAUGGGAGAUAUUGAAAGUCCAGCUUGGAAACUGUUACAUAAGCAGUGUUGAUAAACGCUGAAAUUACGUUGUUGCCGCUUUCUGUCUUUUUAAAAUGUUUUCCGUAAAUGGAUAAUCUCAAAAGCGUUUCUUUAUGAAGACGAGGAGAUACGAUGCACAAGAAGCUGUGUACGUUUCAGGAACCCCUGUGAGAGCUUGGGUCCCCAAAAAAAAAGGAGACUGCUACUUUCUAACAUAAUUUGGAUAAGGGUACAACUGGCGAGUUAAGAUGCCGCUGACCCUGGACAGUGUGAAGGGAAUUAACUCACACACAUGAAAUGAGGCUACGUUCAAGAGACCCAUACCUGCAGUGAUGAUUGUCAUUCCCUGAAUCCUCAAAGACUGUAUCUAGGACACCUACUGUACUGAAAAGAUUAAGAAGAGAACCUUGUUUCACUGGUGACCGCUGCAACUACCAGGGUGUCUUGACAAACCUCGUUAUGUCAUGGCCUGGUUCGGGACCUAUGUUCCUUUUCCUGGAAACUGCACUUACUCUUACAUAAAAUAAAAUAUAAUAUUAUGUGCCAUUUAGCAGACGCUUUAGUCCAAAGCGAUUUAUAGUCAUGCGUGUGUACAUUUUACGGAUGGAUGGUCCCAGGUAUCAAACCCACAAUCCUGCCGUUGCAAGCGCAAUGCUCUACCAACUGAGCGACAGAGGACCUCAUAUACAGUGCCUUGCGAAAGUAUUCGGCCCCCUUGAACUUUGCGAUCUUUUGCCACAUUUCAGGCUUCAAACAUAAAGAUAUAAAACUGUAUUUUUUUGUGAAGAAUCAACAACAAGUGGGACACAAUCGUGAAGUGGAACGACAUUUAUUGGAUAUUUCAAACUUUUUUAACAAAUCAAAAACUGAAAAAUUGGGCGUGCAAAACUAUUCAGCCCCUUUACUUUCAGUGCAGCAAACUCUCUCCAGAAGUUCAGUGAGGAUCUCUGAAUGAUCCAAUGUUGACCUAAAUGACUAAUGAUGAUAAAUACAAUCCACCUGUGUGUAAUCAAGUCUCCGUAUAAAUGCACCUGCACUGUGAUAGUCUCAGAGGUCCGUUAAAAUGGCAGAGACCAUCAUGAAGAACAAGGAACACACCAGGCAGGUCCGAGAUACUGUUGUGAAGAAGUUUAAAGCCGGAUUUGGAUACAAAAAGAUUUCCCAAGCUUUAAACAUCCCAAGGAGCACUGUGCAAGCGAUAAUAUUGAAAUGGAAGGAGUAUCAGACCACUGCAAAUCUACCGAGACCUGGCCGUCCCUCUAAACUUUCAGCUCAUACAAGGAGAAGACUGAUCAGAGAUGCAGCCAAGAGGAUGAUCACUCUGGAUGAACUGCAGAGAUCUACAGCUGAGGUGGGAGACUCUGUCCAUAGGACAACAAUCAGUCGUAUAUUGCACAAAUCUGGCCUUUAUGGAAGAGUGGCAAGAAGAAAGCCAUUUCUUAAAGAUAUCCAUAAAAAGUGUCAUUUAAAGUUUGCCACAAGCCACCUGGGAGACACACCAAACAUAUGGAACAAGGUGCUCUAGUCAGAUGAAACCAAAAUUGAAAUUUUUGGCAACAAUGCAAAACGUUAUGUUUGGCGUAAAAGCAACACAGCUCAUCACCCUGAACACAUCAUCCCCACUGUCAAACAUGGUGGUGGCUGCAUCAUGGUUUGGGCCUGCUUUUCUUCAGCAGGGACAGGGAAGAUGGUUAAAAUUGAUGGGAAGAUGGAUGGAGCCAAAUACAGGACUAUUCUGGAAGAAAACCUGAUGGAGUCUGCAAACGACCUGAGACUGGGACGGAGAUUUGUCUUCCAACAAGACAAUGAUCCAAAACAUAAAGCAAAAUCUACAAUGGAAUGGUUCAAAAAUAAACAUAUCUUGGUGUUAGAAUGGCCAAGUCAAAUCCAGACCUGAAUCCAAUUGAGAAUCUGUGGAAAGAACUGAAAACUGCUGUUCACAAAUGCUCUCCAUCCAACCUCACUGAGCUCGAGCUGUUUUGCAAGGAGGAAUGGGGAAAACAUUUCAGUCUCUCGAUGUGCAAAACUGAUAGAUAUACCCCAAGCGACUUACAGCUGUAAUCGCAGCAAAAGGUGGCGCUACAACGUUUUAACUUAAGGGGGCUGAAUAAUUUUGCACACCCAAUUUUUCAGUUUUUGAUUUGUUGAAAAAGUUUGAAAUAUCCAAUAAAUGUCGUUCCACUUCAUGAUUGUGUCCCACUUGUUGUUGAUUCUUCACAAAAAAAUACAGUUUUAUAUCUUUAUGUUUGAAGCCUGAAAUGUGGCAAAAGGUCGCAAAGUUCAAGGGGGCGGAAUACUUUCGCAAGGCACUGUAUCGUUAUAUAUGGACUGUUAUAUACAGUAUAAAUUAUAACAUUUUGAGCCAACAUGGUUCCCAUCCACCCAGCCUCAUAAUACUGGCAGCUGCAGUACAGUCAGCACCAAAAUGGCUUCUGGUAGGAACUACAGUGUGGUGGAAAGCCGAUAGAUGGAUGUCUUUUCUCUCCUCACCUUUCCCUUCAUUACAAGUGCAUAAAUAGCCACGCUAAGCUGUGUGAGCCAAUUUCUUGUACACUGUAUGUAUGAAAUCCUCAGGUCCCAAAAUGAGCCUUAUGUCUAUUAUUGUUGUUUUUAUUGUUAUUAUUAUUACCGUGUUACUAUUAUUUAUUAUUCACAUGUGUGUAUCCAGAUAUUGUUUUAGAAAUGAUCCCAAUUUUAUUAAAUGAGAACAUGGUUCCUUUGGACAAUUUUAUGUUUUAUGUUUGAUCAUUAGUGCUCAGAUAUGCCUUUUUUCUUAUGUCUUUCAUGAUUUGCAUUGUAAAAGAAGUGGCAGUGUUUAUUGAGUUUUUCAAACAUUGUGCAUAUUCCUACAGUCAACUGCUGUUUGGCAUGAAAGUGGUCAAUGUAAGUGGCUUGGAAUAUUUUAAUGGAUCAACCUGCUUUUAAUAAACAUAAUGACAUUU
Molecule: messenger RNA, 6729 nt
Organism: Oncorhynchus keta (chum salmon)
Lineage: Eukaryota; Metazoa; Chordata; Actinopteri; Salmoniformes; Salmonidae
Gene: cntn3a.1
Product: contactin 3a, tandem duplicate 1
Exons: 24
Coding region: 539-3652 (1037 amino acids)
Biological process (GO): cell-cell adhesion; brain development
Molecular function (GO): cell-cell adhesion mediator activity
Source: RefSeq, a predicted model, not a curated record